This is a messenger RNA of Ctenopharyngodon idella (grass carp), 5603 nucleotides long. RefSeq names its product paired like homeobox 2A (gene phox2a). NCBI's taxonomy places the organism in Eukaryota, Metazoa, Chordata, Actinopteri, Cypriniformes, Xenocyprididae. The coding region runs from base 2866 to 3732 and encodes 288 amino acids. Gene Ontology annotation, biological process: regulation of transcription by RNA polymerase II. The record is from RefSeq and is a predicted model, not a curated record. The transcript is spliced from 3 exons. Gene Ontology annotation, molecular function: DNA-binding transcription factor activity, RNA polymerase II-specific; RNA polymerase II transcription regulatory region sequence-specific DNA binding.
CAGUUCUGGAUCAGGAGUCACACCCGGAGACACGGGGCCCGUCUGCCCGGUGUCAGGGGUGAGUUUGCCGGGGAAGUUAACCUGCCUCACCCGUGUUAACCAGCGCACACAUUUGCCCGCUAAUCUCUUCAAAGCCUCUCGCGCACAUCUGACUUUCAAAUCCGAGUGUUUGUCUUGAAAAUGGGCUCUAAUCCCGAUCCAGCCCGACCCGACCCAGCCACACCAGCACCUUUAAAAUUCAUUGGCGAUUAGCGGAAACAGUAACGAGGCUCUUUCUCAUUCAUGGCGCUUGUGUAAACAACAGGCUGUGAUUGACAGGUGAGGUCUGUGAUUGACAGCUCUCAAACAGGUCAGGCCGAGCGCGGUGGUUCUCAUUUUUUAAAGCGCGCGGUGGAUUCUGGCAUGCCGCUGUUGAUCGAUAGUUACACUAACCAGCGUUUAACAUUAGUGCACUUACUGUCCGAGAGGCUCCAUUAAUUUCUCCUGUAGUUCUGAAACACUCAUAUUUUGCUUUGCCAUCACAAAAAAAGGCAUUUUCCCGAGCACAAAAUAAAUAUAUAAAUGAAAAGCGCAGGGUCUCGUGCUCUCAGGGACUAAUUGAAUUGUGUUUGGGUUGGUUUGGGUUGGCUGACAGUAAUCGCAUCCGAUGGUCGGGCCAUUAAAGCGAGGCGCGCUCGUCUCCCGGUGACCGAUCACUGCUGAAUGCAGAUUGAGCUAAUGAGAGAGAGAGAUUGAUGAGAGAGAGAGAGGGGAUGAAGGAUCAGGAAAGGAUGAGACGCGACCCGUCUGCGUCACGCACGAAAACAGGAGCCGGUGACCCGCGUGAAACCCGCCGGGCGCGCAGCGGGUGCGCCAGAGAAGACGCGAUUCAAGCGCUCUGUGUUUGCGAUUUAGUACAAACAAAACUUUGACCAUUUAUGUAGGCUCAUUUUAAGACAAAGUCUUAAAAUCAGCAGUUAUAUAAAAAAUAUCCACUUAAGCAAAAUAAAUAAAAUAAAAUAAAUACUGGAUUUUAAUAAAGUGAAAUAACGCUAAAUCUGUCUCGUCAACAUUUAUUUUUCAUUACAUAUGUAUGAUGUAAAAUAUCAAAUCAACGGUGAGUUGAAUUAGACAGUUCAUUUGAUUUUACUUUGUUUUUAUUUCGUUAAUGUUUCAUAUUAAUUAUUGGCAUCGAUGUUUCCAUAAACAUCCAUAUAAUCUUUCCAUUGCACAAAAAGUUCUUUAUAGUGGAAAAACGAUUAAAAUCUUUUAGAAAAAAAUGGUUGUUUUCUUUAACCCAGAAUGAUUCUUUUAUGACAUCACUGCAUUAAAAACCCUAUAUUUUUAAUUACUUUGGUAUAUUGCCUUAGUUAAUUUGCAUAUUAAAUAAUGUCAUCUUUAAUGUUUGCUAUUAGCUAACAAUGAAAUCUCAAAUCAAAUGGAAUCUCGCGCGCACACAGGUGACUCCGGAGCUCUUCUCAGGUGUUUACGGAGAUGAACACGUGCUGAAAGGUUUCAUUCAAACCGUCCCGGUGUCCGCGGCGACUUGUUGCUGUCGUGUGUAUAUCGUCACGUCCCGGUACAGACGUUAAUGCGCGCGGGUGAUGCGGAUGAUGCGGCCGCUGACGGAUGGAGUUUGAGAGGCGCGUCGGCUCCGCCGCCGUUCACCCUAAAUCAGCCAAAUGCGCCGUGACGCGCCCGCCCGGGGCCGCGCCGGGAUAACCAGGUUACACGCGCACAGAGAGAGAGAGCGGGUUACAGGGUCAGAAGUCAAAAGUCAAAUGAAUCCAUAUGCCUAAAAAUUACACAUUCAGCUGCAUAAGAAUUCAUUUUGUCCCUGACAUGCGCUUAUUACUGCGUAAUUUUGAAAUGUGAAUUUUAUUGUUUGAUUAAAUAUGCUCAUUUAAUGUAUAACGUGCUUUUUAUUAUUUUUGAAAGAGUUUGUGUGGAUUGAUCGCAUUUAACAUUCUUAUAAAAUCGUUUGAAAUGUGUGUAAUAGUAAUUGACAGCAAACAGAUGCGCGUGACCAUGAGCAGCAGGUUUCCGUCGAGUCAUUUCUGAUGAAUAAACGAAAGCAAUUAAGUCAACCUUAAUUAGUAUUUCACCUGAACCCGCGUUUAUUUUAUUUUACGAUCAUUUUACUUUAUUUAAACGCAGUGUUGGUCCUUCUGACAACUCAAGGGGGUUUAAAUAAAGGCCAUUAUUCGCGAAAUCAAAUUAAACUUCAUCUCACACUACCACCAGAGCCACAUUAAAGCUAAAACAAUCCCACAAUUCAUUUAGCACGAGCUAGAACGGACCCAUUUACCCGCUCUUGAAAACUUGCCCAUUCUCGCCUUAAUGGCAUUAGUCUUAAUAGCCAUUAAUAGUCAUUUAUUUAGAAUUAUAUUUGCGCGCGCGCGCACUCGCGAGGGUGAUGCCCGCUUCAGCUCUGUUCGAGAAAGGAAUAAAACGGCUAUAUGUAAAAAAGAAGGAGCGAAAGAUGAAAUAGUUAUAAAACGGCUAUAUGUAAAAAAGAAGGAGCGAAAGAUGAAAUAGUUGAGAGAAGAAGAGCAGGGUCGUGCUGGAAAGGGUUAACGCGGAGGUGCAUUAGAGAUGCAUGGAGGAGCAGAGGGGAGGAGGCGUUCAGCACUGAGACAUUGUCAUGCAAACAGAGACCACCGCCUCGCCAUUGUCUCCCGGACACCAACUUUAUUAUAAACACACCGCGAGCCGCCCGGCGCAGCAGAGCACCGGAACACCGGCACCGACAGACUCCCGCGAGGACACUCCAGCGCAGACAGCGACUCCCUCUCUACACCGCGUUCCGCUGGACUUCUAGCGGACAUCCCGACCCACCUGCUCGAGCGAGAUUCACCCACACCUGCGUCUCCAUCCGCCCUCCACAUGUACAAAAUGGAUUACUCGUAUCUGAACACAUAUGACUCGUGCAUGGCGGCGAUGGAGGCGUCGGCGUACGCGGACUUUAACUCGUGCAGUCAGACCAACACGUUCCAGUACAACCCCAUCCGGACUGGCUUCAGCUCCAACCCGGGCUGCGCGCCGCUCGGUUCGGCCAGCUGCACUCUGGGCGCGCUGAGAGAGCACCAGCCCGCGCCCUACUCCACAGUUCCGUACAAGUUCUUCUCGGAUCCGUCCGGACUGAACGAGAAGCGGAAGCAGCGGCGGAUCCGCACGACCUUCACGAGCUCUCAGCUGAAGGAGCUCGAGCGCGUGUUCGCGGAGACUCAUUACCCGGAUAUUUACACGCGCGAGGAGCUCGCGCUGAAGAUCGACCUGACCGAGGCGCGCGUGCAGGUCUGGUUCCAGAACCGACGGGCCAAGUUCCGUAAACAAGAGCGCGCCGCCAACUCUAAAGGAGCGACCGGCAGCAGCUCCAGCACCAAGAAGCCCGGAGAGAAUCGUUCUUCAUCUGAGGACGACGAGUCCAAAGAGUCCACCUGCAGCCCGACGCCCGACAGCACGGCAUCCCUGCCCGGCUCCGGGAACAUGGGCAGUCCCGGGGCGAGCAGCCUCAGUCCCAGCCCCGUCUCUGGCUCCUCCUUCAGCAACACCUCCAUCUCACCCUCCAUCCACCAAGGCCUGAAAAGCUCGCCGUGGCCCAGCAUCGGCUCCGGCGCGGCGGCCGGUGUCCAGACGCAGGACCUGCUGAAGGCCUGGCAGCCCGCGGACAGUAUGGCGACCGGUCCGUUCGCCGGCGUUCUGUCCUCCUUCCACCGGAAACCAAACACAAUCAAGACCAACCUCUUCUAGUGCGUCUCGUCACUCCGUCUGCUGCUGGUUUAUUUGCGUAUCGAGCUCCUGAUGUUCAACGGCUCACACUUCAGUAAGGUCUCGUGUGUUGACGUUAGUUAAUGAGCAACUAAAAACCCAGUGUUGGGCACUUGAAAUUAUUGAGUUGAGUCAAAGUAAAUGAUCGAAAAUGUGUUCGUACAACAUAGUGAGAAUAAAAGGUUAUAUAUGGGGUAAUUUUAUAGAUUUAUUUUUAAUUAAUUAAUUUAGUUUUAAUUUUAAUUCAAUUGUAUGAAUUAAGCAACUCAUAAACAUACUUUAUCACUAGAAAAAAAUGAAAUGACCCAUUAAACAUUAAAGUAUUAAGAUGUUUCUCCUUAUAUAGAAACUUUUUGGCAUAAAAUUGAGUCGAGAACCCUACACUGUAAAAAAAUAUUUUCAUGAUUUGUUAUCACAGCAUUUUUUCUUUUGUCAAAUCAACUUAAAUAAUGUGGUUCAGAUGACAUAAUAUUUUGAGUUUCUGUUGAUUAAAUCAAUCUCCAUCAUUCUAUUAAUUUCAAUGAACUCAAAAAACUAUGUUAUCUGGCUGCCUUAAAAAUUUAACAACAAUUCUUUUUUAGAGUGUGUGUAUAUAUAUAUAUAUAUAUAUAUAUAUAUAUAUAUAUAUAUAUUUAUAUAUAUAUACACACAUUUGUUUUAUUAUUGUAUGUAUAUAUAUUAGGGCUGUCAAGUCAAGCAAUUAAAAAUUGUAAUCUAAUUAAUUACACAAUGUGGCAAUUAAUUAAUCUAAUUAAUCGCAAAUUAAUUAAUUAUAUCAAAUUUGGCUGAGAAAUUACCCCCAUAAGAUAAUUUUAAGUGAUUAAUGUGUUAAAAAAGUAAGUUCAAAUUAAAAAUUUGAGUUAAUACAAUGAAGGUGAUUGGUUCAAUCAACAGAAACUUAAAAUAUUAUGUUAUCUGAACCACAUCAAUUAUUGAAGUAAGGUUAACUAAUUAGAAUUUACAGUAAAGUAAUACUUCUACAGUAUGUAAUAAUCUUAGUUAACAUCAUUUUUAACAUCAAAAGUUGUAUUUGUUAACUUAUGUUAAAAAUUAACAACCUUUAACAUCCACAGAACUUUUCUGUUCCACAAAAGGUUCUUUAGAUUAAAAUAGUUUAGAUUAAAAUAGUUAAAAAAUGGUUCUUUUGAGCUUUUGAACUAAUGAACCAAUGAGCAACUGACAUUAAGAACGGUUAAUAAAUGCUGUAAUAAUAUAUUUCUGGUUAUUAGCUCAUGUUAAGUAAUGCAUUAACUAAAGUUAACAAAUGAGACCUUAUUGUAAAGUGUUUAAUUUAUUGUCAUGUUGAACUCGUGGGUGCUUCUGUUGUGUGUGUGUGAGAGUGUGUGAGUGUGUGUUUGUUCUACAGCUGCAAUCUUUUCCUCUUUAUGGUCACGAGAGGAUCUUUAACCCUGAAGAUCUGCAUCAACAGCGCUUGAAUGAAUUGUAAUUGUCAGUAAAUUAGAUCUUCAUUUCCUCGUAAAUGAAGGUCCAGAAACAUUGUCCAGCAGGAGCUUCAGAACAACAAAUCAAUUCUUACAUGUUGAACCCGCAUAGAAACGUCUGUUCUCUGUCUGAUGAAUCUAUCACUAAAGAAAGAGUGUGUGUGUGUGUGUGUGACCCCAGAAACAAGCAUAGUUAAGCCACUUGUAGUUAAUUUAUUGAAGGGAAAAAAAAAAAAAAAAUGUUGGGAUGGUUUUUUUAAGCUAGGCUUUUAUUGAGAAAUAUUUUGUAAAUAUUAAUAUAAAUACAAUGUAGUUUCUUCUUUUUUUAAUGUUUCAGUGCACGCCAUGUGUUUCAUGAAUGAUCUGCUGUAUAUAAUCCAUAAAAAUGACAAAAUAAAGAGUUAAAAUGAA